Messenger RNA from Thermothielavioides terrestris NRRL 8126, 716 nucleotides. RefSeq lists its product as uncharacterized. Lineage: Eukaryota; Fungi; Ascomycota; Sordariomycetes; Sordariales; Chaetomiaceae. The record is from RefSeq and is a predicted model, not a curated record. Gene Ontology annotation, molecular function: cysteine-type deubiquitinase activity. The transcript has a single exon. Gene Ontology annotation, biological process: ubiquitin-dependent protein catabolic process. The coding region runs from base 110 to 616 and encodes 168 amino acids.
CUUCAUUGUGCCUUCAACGGCGCCCAGCGAGGUCCAUAAUUCAUGAAAGCCCCUCUCGAGAAGCUACCGCAACGCCGCCAUUCCGGAGGACUCGGAGGCGCGGGCGCAGAUGCUCUUUGACAGCGAGGCGUUCGAGACAGCCCAUCAAUCCGUUGCUCAACUAGGAGACACCGCGAUGCCCACCACUAACAACACCGAAUAUCACGCCGAACACUUUGUCGCGUAUGUCAAGGCGAAUGGUCACCUCUGGGAACUGGAGAGAUCACGGCAGGGACCGCUGUAUGGAGACUACCUCGGGGAAGACCAGGACGUCCUGAGUCCGAGGGCACUGGAGCUGGGCCUGAAACGCAUCAUCAGUCUUCAGGACGGCUCCGCCGAGCAGAAUACUCUCUUCAGCUGUACAUUGCUCGCGCUGAAGCAGGACCAAGAGACAACAUGCAAAGACGAGAUCAAGGGAGAGAAAGAAGCAUCGACGGAGCUGAACUGGGUCCCAGAAGAACUGCUGGGGUGCUCCGUUAUCAGUGCAGCUGGUCAUUUAAGCCCUCAUUCCAAGCUCCGGCCGCUUCCCCACCUCUGCGCGAUGAAGAAAUCGCCAUGCCGACAUAUGCCUUUCUAGACUUAUGUUUGUAGAGCGAGUGUCAUUGAAGCUGGGGUAGGCGGCAUUCCAAGGGAAUUGUUGAUCACCAUUUCGUUCCACACGCGCUGUAGUGGCUGGG